AUGGUUGAAGCAGAUACUUGCAAACCCAGCGGCAAGCUUAGAGGGAAAAAGCCUCCUCCAGGUAAAUGUAACAAAGGCCAUGAUUCAGAUUGUUGCAAAGAAGGCAAGUUUUACGACACGUACAAGUGUUCACCGCCGGUUUCAAAUCAUACUAAGGCGACAUUUACUCUCAAUGGAUUCGAUUCUGGUGAGGACGGUGGCAGUCCAUGCGAAUGCGAUGACAAGUUUCAUGAAGAUUCGGAAUUGAUUGUGGCCCUUUCGACGGGAUGGUUCAACAAGAAAAAAUGGUGUAUGAAGUAUAUUAACAUCCAUGGUAAUGGAAAAACUGUUAAAGCUAAAAUAGUCGACAAAUGUGAUUCCACGAUGGGAUGUGACGAUGAACACGAUUUCCAGCCUCCAUGUACCAACAACAUAGUCGAUGCCUCGGAUGCAGUUUGGGAUGCCUUGGGAGUGUGUGGAGACAAAUGUGGCGAAAUGGAGAUAUACUGGUCUGAUAUACAUGCAAAACCCAGCGGUAAGCUUAGAGGGAAAAAGCCUCCUCCAGGUAAAUGUAACAAAGGCCAUGAUUCUGAUUGUUGCCAAGAAGGCAAGUUUUACAACACGUUUACAUGUUCGCCACCGGUUUCAAGUCAUACCAAGGCGAUCUUGACUCUCAAUGGAUUUGGUCCGAAGGAGGACGGCGGCGUUCCAUGUGAAUGCAACAACAACUAUCAUAAAGAUUUAGAACUGAUCGUGGUGCUUUUGACGGGGUGGUUCAACAAGAAAAAACAUUGUAUGAAUUAUAUUAACAUUCAUGGUAAUGGAAAAACUAUUAAAGCUAAGGUAGUCGAUGAAUGUGACUCCACGAUGGGGUGUGAUGAUGAACACGAUUACCAGCCUCCGUGUGCCGAUAACAUUGUCAAUGCCUCAGAUGCAGUUUGGGAUGCCUUGAGAGUGUAUGGAGAUAAAAGUGGUGAAAUGGAGAUAUACUGGUCUGAUGCUUGA
This is a messenger RNA of Gossypium arboreum, 984 nucleotides long. RefSeq lists its product as uncharacterized. Lineage: Eukaryota; Viridiplantae; Streptophyta; Magnoliopsida; Malvales; Malvaceae. The record is from RefSeq and is a predicted model, not a curated record. Bases 1 to 984 code for a protein of 327 amino acids. The transcript is spliced from 2 exons.